AUGGGUUUCUUCUCGGUGAGCUCCACCAUCUGCCUCGUGCUCCUCGCUGUUGCCACGACCGCGAAAGAUAUUCGUGCGCGCCGCGACGCCGUCAGCGACGUGCAGAGUGUGAGCGCAUUUAUCCGUAAGUGCACCGCUGAUGAGUUGUCCAAGGGAUGCACCGAGGCGCCCAACGCAUUCGGACCUGACAAAACUUCGUGCAUCUGCGUCGUUGGCCGUGCGCGUCGCGACACCGUCACGACUGUGGUGAAGAGUGUGAGCGUAUCUAUCCGUAAGUGCACCGCUGAUGAGUCGUCCAAGGGAUGCACCGAGGCGCCCAACGAAUUCGGACCUGACAAAACUUCGUGCACCUGCAACUCAGGCCGUGCGCGUCGCGACACCGUUACGACUGUAGUGAAGAGUGUGAGCGGAUUUAUCCGUAAGUGCACCGCUGAUGAGUUGUCCAAGGGAUGCACCGAGGCGCCCAACGCAUUCGGACCUGACAAAACUUCGUGCAUCUGCGUCGUUGGCCGUGUGCGACGUGAUUCCGAUCUCGACCGAGUGAAGAGAAAUGUAUUCGAGCGUGAAUGCACCCACGAGGAAAUGGUCGACAAGCACUGCACUCUUGUCGCUGACAUCGGACAGCCAUUGCGGUGCGAUUGCCCUGAA
This is a messenger RNA of Mesorhabditis belari, 648 nucleotides long. The record is from the annotation of a GenBank genome assembly. NCBI's taxonomy places the organism in Eukaryota, Metazoa, Nematoda, Chromadorea, Rhabditida, Rhabditidae.